AUGUCCACUCCUCGGCGCAUGAGGCUCGCAGCUGGGAAUGGAAUCGUCGAGAUGACCUCUGGUCAUCUCAGAAUCGCGAUCACGCCAGUGAUGAGCCUUGCUUUCCUGUCCUCUGCUGUGCCUCUGGUUGUAGAACGGAACGGACAAGAAAUACCAGCCCACGAGAGACACACCAACCACGCUACCGUACCACUCCUCCUCCUCCUCAACUUUUACCACACCACCACCACGACGACCAUCUCGACAUCUUCCUCCGCCACCUUCCUCUCCACCCUCUCUCCGCGCUGGCCGCUCUCCGCGCAUUCACCCGUUGACUGCGCGCUAUCUACUACCCGCGCACCGCCCGCGAACACCCACGCUGGGCCAAACUUUGGGAAACACUUUUCGAAGCCCAACAUUAGCAGCGAAUAUCCCUGCUUCACCGCAUUACGACAGAAAGUAACGACCUACAUCGCCCGACCGCGGACAACACCGCUGGCCAUCCACCUCCCGCGCGUGAAACCCAUCGCCGAGGUCACCAUGUCCUACAAUCACCGUCCACUGUCGCCGGGUGGCAGGCGUAUCGCCAAUCCCAAUCGCUUAUCCGACAAUUCGCUGGACCCUAAUUAUUACACUUCACGACACAGCACCUACGCCUCGCCGAGAGCCAGCACUGGUGUGAUUCCGAUCUCCACGCAGACAUUCAUCAACGUACCGCCUCCACAGGCCGCCCGACCGGUCUCGACAUACGACUCAUACUCCGGCCGACCGCGACGCUCCUCACUUGUCGACGGUCAGCGUGGAACCACUACCACCACCACUCAUCUGCCGUCCCGCACCCGACCAAAUAUCGUCCAAACCGAGGUCAUCCGCCCGGCGAGUCCUGUGAAGACUUCACGAGAAAAGGACUACUACAUCACACCUGCGAUUUCUCAAGAGCCUGCGCGAACGGUGACCCACAAAAAACUCUACAGUGUGGACGACAACGGUGCGAGGCUGGUCGCCGACGUGAACCUGCCUGUGCCCGCCGGUGGAGAGAGAAAUCACAAGCGGAGAAACAGUGUGGACCGUAGUGGUUAUCGCUCGAGUGGUGUGUCGGAAAGAGAGCGUGAUCGAGGACGACGAGGAUACCACGCCAAUGGCACAAGCAACAAGCCAAGAGACACGAGCAUUGACGACGAAGACGCAUACUCCUACACAGACCCUGCAAGCAUGUAUCGUGAUACUGAGCCAAGAUGGAGAGAACCCCGCCUAAGGCGCGGCAGCGUGGAUCGCAAUGGCGGCACUUCUAGGGAACGCCCCGUGAGUGUCCUCGAUCCCACCUUCGGCAUUCGGCCUGCUGCCAAGGAAGUCGGUCCACCUCCAAGCACGCGAGGAUGGGACAAGAUCAAUGACAAUUUGGGCCGCACGAGAAGCGUUAGGGACGAGCCUCGACAGGUCGCGCAAUCGCCGACCCGCGGAAGAGGCUAUGCGGACCCCGUGUAUCUGGACCCAAAGGCAGGAUAUCACGCACCAGCGCGAGCAACCUCGAGCGACCGGCGUACUACUGUGCAUCAAUACGAUUACAGCGGAGCAGAUGAUCGGGAAUCGAGACGGGAGAGGAGACCUAGUGUGACAAGAGACGCUCGUCUGGAUCAGAGUGUGGAGCGGCGAGGCUUUGGCAUCAGGCCGGAGGUGAGACACCAGCGGCCCGAGAGUCAGGUCCGAUACGCAGGGGACGGCAGAGGCAGCGACGAACCUUUCGAAGCCCAGAAAUACCGGGACUCUGGCUAUGGCGAUCCACAUCGGAGGGAUACUGCUCCGGAGUUGUAUCCUCAUGAUAUGCGGAGACUAGAACAAGAGAAGAAGGAUCGAGAGCUUGCGGGCAGGGUACAAGCUGAUGAGCGAGAUCGACAUCGCGAGAGGGAUCUUCAAAGAGAGGUCCGCGAGAAAGAAUCUCGACGACGCGAUGAGGAUCGAGGCCAUGAUCGCGACCAGGAUCGAAAGAAGGAUCGUGAAGUGGAUCAAGAUCGGGAAAGGGAAAGGGAACGAGCUCGGCAGAUGGAGCCUCCCGCUGAGCGAGACCGCGAUCGACAUCGUCGGGACACUGAUCGCGACCGAGAUCAUGCUCGAAAGGAGAACAGCCCACGGCAGAGCACUGAGCAGAUCUCGAAGCCCAGUUUAUCGCAAGCAGCGACUGGCGGUCUAGCGGGAGCCGCUGCUGCCUUUGGGCUGACAGGUCUCUUGAACAAGGUGGCCGACAAGCGAGACAAGGACAAGGACCGUGACCGAGAUGACCCAGAUCGAGACCGUGAUCGCAACGAAAAGGACAGAGAGCGAGGAGAGCGUCGCGAUAAAGAUGGACGAAGCGAGCGCCGCGAAAAGGAAGAGCGAAGUGACCGACGCAAUGGAGAUGAUCGCCGCAACGGUGAGGAGCGAGACUUCCCUCCGCGAGAACGGCGGUCAGGCAAGGCCGCUAGCGACGAAGAGCUCCGCGAACGUGAAUCCGAGCGUGACCGAUAUCGCGAUCCGGAUCGUAGCCUCGGAUUUGCAUUUGAGAAUGCUGGCGAGCCGCCGAGGAGUGCUCCACCGGUCAGCAAUCCGGACUGGAAACCCGAUAAUAUGAAGGAAGACAGGUCGGAGAAGUCGUUUCCACCCCAAGAACGUAGCUUCGAUAACGGGCUAGAAACGCAACCUCCGGAACGAGUGCCUGACAGAGGGCAGCGAGACCACCAGCGCGAGCAGGAAAACAAGCCGGCUGAGGUUCCUGCUUCGACGAUUGACGCCGACGAAGACUACCGUCGUCGUAUGGAGCAAGUUCAGCGAGAGCUGGGUGUCUCGAGAGACCACGGCCGUGGCUCUGAUGACCAACGCGGCUCUGAUUCGGAUCCUGAUAGGGCACGGAGACGUCGCGAACGAGAGCAGCGUCACAGAGCUCGUGAAAGUCGUGGCUCGCCUUCGACUGCAGCUGUUGCGAACUCCAUGUUUAACGAGACCCCUCCGCCGUCAGCUUUGCGGAAUAGCUUUGACAGAGACGACCAAUCGACAGUCACUGCUAGCAGCACUGUCACAUCCUCCCUACCGUCCGAACUCCGCAGGAGGCCGAGCAUUCUGGACAUGCCGAUGAUGGAUGAGCCGUUCCAGAUCAUCGAUAACAGCGAGAGCUCGAAGCGUGAGAACCGAGUUCGCAUCGUUGACCCACCCACGGAAGAAGAAGAGAGGAGACCGAAAGGGAUCUUGAAAAAGCCUACGGCGAAGUUUCCUGAGAAUUCGGAUAACAUACGUGAGGGCGUGGCGCCAUUGAAAGACGCCACCAAGAAAGGAAUCCCACCCGGUGCCCGCUGGACAAAGAUUGACCGUCGCCUCGUCAACCCGGAAGCUCUUGAAGCCGCACAGGAACGAUUUGAAGAACGACUCGACUGUGUGAUUGUGCUGAGAGUCUUGACCAAGGAAGAGAUUCAGAAGCUCGCUGAUCGAACAGCGAGCAUCAGAGACUCCCGCCAUGAAGAAGACCGCGCCGAACGCAAGUCCUCCCGCCGCACCCGCGACCGCCGUGAUCGAGACGAGUACGAAGACCCCAACUCCGAGGAUGAGUUCAAAGCGAAGACACCCAAGAUGCUGGAAGGUCCAUCAACUGGCGGAAGCGCGGCGAGUACAGUCGGAGGAGCGAGUGAUGCGGACUUCCGAGAGAGGAGGAGGGAGCGGGAUAGGGAACGUGAGAGGGAGAGAGAGCCGGAAUAUGCGCUGCCCGGCUCGAUGCCUGGAGGAUGGGACCGGGACCGGGAGAGGAGUAAGAGGGACGAUGGGUAUUGAGGGGUGGGUGCAUUGUUACGAAAGCUUAGCGCUGUGGUAAUCAAUCAUGAGGUUUUCUG
Messenger RNA from Zymoseptoria tritici IPO323, 3830 nucleotides. RefSeq lists its product as uncharacterized. NCBI's taxonomy places the organism in Eukaryota, Fungi, Ascomycota, Dothideomycetes, Mycosphaerellales, Mycosphaerellaceae. The record is from RefSeq and is a predicted model, not a curated record. The transcript has 5 exons. The coding region runs from base 1 to 3771 and encodes 1256 amino acids.